GGCGAAUCUCCUCAGGGCUUGGGCGGAUGCAGCUGAUGGCGGCCGCUCCCCAAAUCCAGGGGGCUCCCCCAAAACAGGGGGUCCCGAGCCCCCUCCUCCUCAGCCUCCUCCUCCUCCUCCCAGGCUGCCAGUGCCAGAGCCCCGCGUACCCCCCGGCUGUCCCCCCGCGCUCGGAGCCCCCGGAGCCGCUGGCCGUGGCCAUCAACCCCGCCUCCGGCCCGUCCUGCGGCUCCUCGGGCGAGCUCCGUGUGUGGCCCGGGCCUACGUCCCGCUCCGCGGCUCCCGGCGAGUCCCUGAGCCUCGAGUGCCGCUUCGAGGCGCCGCCGGCCGCCACGGUCACCUGGCUGCAGGUGUGUCCCCGGCGCCACCACAGCUGGGGCUGCAGCUGGCCGCAGGAGGUGCCGGCGGCGGGCGGGGGUCGUCAGGUGGACCGGGAGGGCUGUGUGUCCACGCUGAGGUUCCAGAGCCUGCAGCACAACCAUAGCGGGCUCUACUUCUGCCGCCUGCAGUUCGGCGAGGCGGCCGCGCAGUCCUGCGGCACCUUCGUGCGGGUGGACGAGCCCGUGCCGGUGCCAUUCCUGCAGCUGAGGGACGCCACCAAGAACAGGAUCCUGACGGCGCAGGGGGUGCUGCUGCUGCUCUGCGCCGCGGGGCCGGGGCUGCUGCUGCUCUUCAGGAAGCGCUGGGCCAAUGAGCGGCUCCUCCAGCCCAAGAAAAUCGCCCUGGAGGAGGAAAAUCUUUAUGAGGGGCUGAACUUGGAUGAGUGCUCCAUGUACGAGGACAUUUCUCGGGGGGUCCAAGCCACCUACCAGGACGUGGGGACCCCCCCCGCUGCCGACGGCCUGCUGGAGAAGCCUUAAAAGACCCCCAAAAUCAUCUCACGGGACCCCUCCCCAAACCCCUGCGUGCCCCCCACCCCACAAAGGCUUUGCUUUAGGAACUUAAGGCUGUGCUGAGCCCCCACCCCACCCCAAUAAAGCUGGUGAGGGUCUGGGGGGUGCUGGGGGACCCCCUCUCGCCUGCAGCGGAUAGAUGGCUAAUAAACAAUUGAUGAA
Messenger RNA from Pseudopodoces humilis (Tibetan ground-tit), 1055 nucleotides. NCBI's taxonomy places the organism in Eukaryota, Metazoa, Chordata, Aves, Passeriformes, Paridae. The record is from RefSeq and is a predicted model, not a curated record.